ACUGGAAAAAUCUAUAAAAUUAAACAAUGUGUUUCAUAUUGGCUUGCACCAAAUACUUGGCUCGGAAAAACCCGAAGGUUUUCGUGAGAAUUUCCCAUCCGAUUGCAGUACUUUUCGUCAUCUUGACCACCUUCUUUUUUGUGGGGCUGCAAAUGUUUUACGUGAUGCCACAAUUGUUUGAUGUCGGAGGAAUGAUGUACAAGCUCGGCUGGCUACUGGCCAUCUUUAUAAUGUACAAUAUCUUUGGCAAUAUGGUGGCCUGCCACAUUACAAACACUUCGGUGGAGAGUCUGCCAAAGGAUCGGCAAGUUCCGGAAUCGGGAGAGGAGCAACUGUGGCACUACUGCGAUAUUUGCGAAAAACUAAUGCCUCCAAGAUCCUGGCACUGUAUCUUGUGCAAGUGCUGCAUUCUGAAGCGGGACAGCCACUGCCUGUUCACUGCCAGUUGCAUUGGACACAAUAAUCAGAGAUACUUUUUCUGGUGCACUUUCUUUAUGGCAUUGGGAACUGGCGUUGCAUGGGCAACCCAUACUAUUGCCACCAUGAAGUAUUUCAUUUAUUCGGAUCUGAAUACGGACAACUUACCUCCAUUUUGGCUUAUCUUCACUCUAAUUCUCAAUACUUAUACACUGGCAGCACCUGUAUCUUCGGUGAUUUUGCAAAUAUCGGCACUUGGACAUAAUGGCCCUUUGCACGACUUGAACAGUGAUAACCUCGAUAUAGCCUUAUGGGAGAAUUUCAAAAUGAUUUUGGGCAAGAAAGUCUUGUGGACCUUCCUCUCACCCACCGUUAAGAGUCCUUUGGCCCACGAUGGUACCCAGUGGAAGAUAAAAGAGUCUGACAUCAGCGAGUAUUGAAAAUCCUUCUUACCCAUUAUAUUAUAAAAACAUAGAAAACGUUUACAUGAUAUAACAACCUUUUAAAUUCUCAUCAUAGUGUUCACACCAUUCACAUAAA
Molecule: messenger RNA, 957 nt
Organism: Drosophila yakuba
Lineage: Eukaryota; Metazoa; Arthropoda; Insecta; Diptera; Drosophilidae
Product: probable palmitoyltransferase ZDHHC24
Exons: 1
Coding region: 27-857 (276 amino acids)
Molecular function (GO): palmitoyltransferase activity
Source: RefSeq, a predicted model, not a curated record